Messenger RNA from Haemonchus placei, 321 nucleotides. The record is from the annotation of a GenBank genome assembly. NCBI's taxonomy places the organism in Eukaryota, Metazoa, Nematoda, Chromadorea, Rhabditida, Trichostrongylidae.
AUGGAGCGGCGGCGACGGGGCCGCACUCGGCACCCGCGGUGGUGCCGGUGGUGUGGACCCCGUCGGAACCACAAGUGGCGGCGGCGAAGAAGCCGAGACGUCAUCCGCAGCGCCGUGGCAGGGCGUGUGGGCGGCGCUGAAGGGCAUACAGCGGGACGUCCACAGAAGAAGUUACAGCCGAUCUUCAAGAAGAGAAGUAAGAAGCCGCAGCCGCCCGUCAAGAAGACGUUCGAGGAGCCACAGUCGAUCACCAAGAAGACAAGCAAGAAGCCGCAGUCGGUCAGUGCGGCGACGAUCGCGAAGCGCGGAUCCGGGCCGUGA